Ceratotherium simum simum (southern white rhinoceros) is the source of this 1849-nucleotide messenger RNA. It is a transcript of the gene DBX1, whose product is annotated as developing brain homeobox 1. The record is from RefSeq and is a predicted model, not a curated record. Gene Ontology annotation, molecular function: DNA-binding transcription factor activity, RNA polymerase II-specific; DNA binding. Gene Ontology annotation, biological process: regulation of transcription by RNA polymerase II; cell differentiation in spinal cord. NCBI's taxonomy places the organism in Eukaryota, Metazoa, Chordata, Mammalia, Perissodactyla, Rhinocerotidae.
CAAUCAGAGCGCCCAGAGCCUCGGCGAAUGAAGCUCGAGUGGAGAACUUUGUUGAACUUCAUUGUCAGAGCUGUCACUUUUCAAAGAGCUUUAACGGGCGGGCCACUAUAAAACCAUCACCUCGACGGGAGGACCACGGAGGACUCACAGACGCCCAAGUGGGAUCGUCACUUGGAGACGUUUACUAAACCCAAGAGAGGGCACCGCGGGGGCGGGAGGGGCGGGAAGCGAGGCAUUUACCCUCCGGCUACUGGAAGAAGGGUUAUUCCGCCCGCCCCGCGCCUAACAUGAUGUUCCCUGGCCUCCUCGCGCCCCCCGCCGGGUACCCCAGCCUCCUACGCCCCACGCCCACCUUAACGCUGCCCCAGUCCCUGCAGUCGGCAUUUUCCGGCCACUCGAGCUUCCUGGUGGAGGAUCUGAUCCGCAUCAGCCGGCCCCCCGCCUACCUGCCCCGCAGCGUACCCACCGCCAGCAUGUCGCCCCCUAGGCAGGGGGCCCCUGCGGCUCUCACGGACACCGGGGCCUCGGACCUGGGCUCCCCCGGUCCGGGCAGCCGGCGGGGAGGCUCUCCGCAGACGGCCGUCUCCCCUGCCAGCGAGCCCACGUUUCUGAAGUUUGGGGUAAACGCCAUCCUCUCCUCGGCGCCCAGAGAAUCAUCUCCUGCCUUGCUCCAGAGCGUCCCUCCCAAGACCUUCGCCUUUCCCUACUUUGAAGGCUCCUUCCAGCCUUUCAUCAGAUCUUCUUAUUUCCCAGCGUCCUCGAGCGUCGUGCCCAUCCCCGGGACCUUCUCCUGGCCGCUGGCCGCCCGCGGCAAGCCUCGCCGGGGCAUGCUGCGUCGAGCCGUGUUCUCCGACGUGCAGCGCAAGGCGCUGGAGAAGAUGUUCCAGAAGCAGAAAUACAUCAGCAAGCCGGACCGCAAGAAGCUGGCGGCCAAGUUGGGCUUGAAAGACUCACAGGUGAAAAUCUGGUUCCAGAACCGACGCAUGAAGUGGCGGAACUCCAAGGAGCGUGAGCUCCUGUCUAGCGGGGGCUGCCGCGAGCAGACCCUUCCCACCAAACUCAACCCGCACCCGGACCUCAGCGACGUGGGCCAGAAGGGCCCGGGGGACGACGAGGAGGAAGACGAGGCCCGGGGCAGCCCCCGCCACCGCCUGGCCUAUCACGCGGCCCCGGACGCUCGGCACCUGCAGGACCCGCGGCUCGAAGGGCCGCUGCCCCACUCGCCCGCGCACUCGAGCAGCCCCGGCAAACCUUCGGACUUCUCCGACUCGGAGGAGGAUGAGGAGGGCGAGGAGGAGGAGAUCACCGUGUCCUAGAAGCCCUCCCGCGCCGGGGUGCUGUGAAUAAGGGCUUUGAAAUUGAAGAGGUGGGAUCCAGUCUGCGUGUUCACUCAGUCCCCGCUGCCCAGAAGCCGCCGCUCCCCACUGCCACCCCGUCAAGGGCCCCCAGCCCCUUCCAUUGCCCGAAAUAACAUUUCCUUCCCCCACACCACCUGCCAACAUCCCUCUUACCUAGGUUAAAUUUAGGUCUUGGUCCCAGCCUUAACUCUUUCACGAGGGCUACUCUCUUGUUUAUUGCAAGGUAAUUUAAACACAGCGGGGGUCUCCACUCCCACAGCCUGGCGUUAGCUGUGAGCCAGGCCCCGCUGGCCUUCAGCAGCCACAACCCUCUAACGUAGGAAACCUUUUGUGGAGGAGAGCUAGGAGUCGAACCAUGGAGCGUGGACUCCAAGACCGCUGACUUCCUAGAUCCCUCCGCCUCCCUGUCUUAGGUAGCAAGGGCCUCCCAUCCAACUCCAGAGUGUGGUAACCCAGUCUUCCCAUAGCAGCGCCCUUAGAAAGCUCAAGAA